AUGGUUAUUAUAGGAAAAGUGACUAUAAAUGAACUUAAUAAUGUUGUAAAACAUUUUUAUGGAUAUUUUCUUCUUGUUGAUACGGUGAAGUUUAAUGGCGUAGAGACGGUGUCUCUUUAUGGUAGAUUUUUGACAGACCAUUUUGAAGUGAAAACACUUAAAAUUAAAAUUGGUGAGUUUUGGAGGAGAAGUACUGCUAAGAAUUUGACCAAAUGGAUAACUAUUGUACUCAAAGACCACAAUAUCCCACUCGACUUGUUUAGAGGGUUUUGUUGCGAUGGACUUGAUAUGGGUAUAUCAAUGGGAAUUUGUAUUGUGGGUAUCAUGUACCGUAUGCUCACUGAUGACUUACGUCCAUUAUUUAAGAUCAAUCACUGUUUAUUACACAGAUUGUCUAUUGCAAACAAAAGAACUUUUGACUUUGGAGAUCUUAAAAUGAUAAAAGCUAAGAAUUAA
This is a messenger RNA of Entamoeba invadens IP1, 456 nucleotides long. RefSeq lists its product as hypothetical. The transcript has a single exon. The coding region runs from base 1 to 456 and encodes 151 amino acids. Lineage: Eukaryota; Evosea; Mastigamoebida; Endamoebidae. The record is from RefSeq and is a predicted model, not a curated record.